CCGCCGCCGCCGCCGCCACCGCCACCGAGCGCCCGGGUCGGCGACGCUGUCCCCAGAGCGCCAGGACGAGUUCACGCAGCCGCGGUCUGCCGGCUUCGCGGUGGCGGCGGCCCGAGACGGCCUUGUCGGGGCGGGUUAAAGGGACGAGUUGCAAACAGUUCAGGAAGUGACAAGUCGAUUUCCUCCUCCCUGGGAGCCGCUCGGUACAAAGCGCUCGGCGCCGGCAGGAGAGCGUGCGCGCGGCGGACGCGCGGCGGGCAACCCGGACGACUUGGCGAGCGCCGGCAGUGACGGCGCGGGGCCCGCGGCCAGAGCGCCCUGCCGUGCACAAGAGUUGACCACGCUUGGCCAUUUCCUGGAGGGGCCCUGUCCCAAGGGUGAGGGACCCAUGGGCAGCUGUUUCUGCUGAUAUCAUUCCCCUGGGGGUACCCAGGCAUCACUGCUGCCCAGGUCUGCCUUCCUGAAGAUGGCUCCUGCCCACCGUGGGAUGCAGCCCAGCACCUGAGGUCCUUACCAUGGUGAUGAUCCUAAGGAGAAGCCUCGCCAACCAGGGAGCUGACUCUGUAGCAUGCAGGACCCUCAGCCCUGAACUGCACACGCCAAAGAAGAUGAGUCAAGGACCUACCCUUUUCUCUUGUGGAAUUAUGGAAAAUGACAGAUGGCGAGACCUGGAUAGGAAAUGCCCUCUUCAGAUUGACCAACCGAGCGCCAGCAUCUGGGAAUGCCUCCCUGAAAAGUGUCAGGACGGCUCACUGUGGCACCGAGAGGCGGUGACCACCUGUGCAGUGACCAGCCUGAUCAAAGACCUCAGCAUCAGUGACCACAAUGGGAACCCUUCCGCACCCCCAAGCAAGCGCCAGUGCCGGUCACUGUCCUUCUCUGAUGAGAUGUCCAGCUGCCGGACAUCAUGGCGGCCCUUGGGGUCCAAAGUCUGGACUCCCGUGGAGAAGAGACGGUGCUACAGUGGUGGCAGUGUGCAGCGCUAUUCCAGUGGCGCCAGCACCAUGCAGAGGAGCUCCAGCUUCAGCCUCCCUGCCCGGGCCAAUGGGCUGUCCUCACCCUGCCACCAGGCGGGACUACACCACCGCUUUGGGGCGCAGCCCAGCAGCCGAGGAGCCCUGGGCUCACCCCCCUGCAGACAGGCAGGUGACCCUUGGAGCCCCGACCCACAUCCUGUGGGUGCAGGCCGGCUAGACCUGCAGCGGUCUCUCUCUUGCUCCCAUGAACAGUUUUCCUUCACGGAAUACUGUCCACCCUCAGCCAACAGCACACCUGCCUCAACGCCAGAGCUGGUGAGACGUUCCAGUGGGCUCUCCCGCAGCCGCUCCCAGCCAUGUGUCCUUAAUGACAAGAAGGUUGGUGUAAAACGGCGGCGCCCCGAAGAUGUGCAGGAGCAGAGGCCUUCCUUAGACCUUGCCAAGAUGGCCCAGAAUUGUCAGACCUUCAGCAGCCUCAGCUGCCUGAGCACAGGGACGGAGGACUACAGCCCCCAGAGCCCCUUCGCUGUCCACACCAGCAGCACUCGGUCCUGGGCCACCUUGCUCUCAGCUUCCAGCCCAGGGGGCAGGACCCCUGCUGGGACCCCAGUCCCUGAGCCUUUCCCCCCCUCCUUUGAUGACCAUCGCCUCAUCUGCCAGGAGGACCUGUCCUGUGAGGAGUCAGACGGCUACACCCUGGAUGAGGACUGUGGCAGAAAGGGGGAGCUGGCCCCAGCCUGGAGGGACUGUGGAGCCACUGGGAACAGCCUCUGCUCCCUGGAUGGCGAGUUGGACAUUGAGCAGAUAGAGAACAACUGAGGGGUCGGGGCCCUGGUCCAAGCUGGGGCUGCUUCCCUUUGGGCCCUAUAUGGACACUUGCAGGGGUACCCCAGGGAAUUGUUCUCUGGCUCCAUGAAAGCUGGUUGGGCCGGGCCCAUAGUGGGCCACCUCAGCUGCUCACCAGCUGCCCAGCACAUCAGCCAGCAGGUCCACGGAACUACUGUAGCCCACAGAGCAGCUUUUUCGUUUGUUCUUUUCUGCCUUGUUCCUUGUGGGAUGUUGGCAGUUAUUCCCGGCAGGGCUAAGCCCACAUUGGACCCCUCAGUGGGGAUGUGGUGGUGGGGCUCAGGGCCAGGUCCCUUGGGCCGUGUCUGGGCCCUGCUGGCCCCCUCAGGUUCGCUCGGAGCCGGCCCCAGUCUUUCAUUCCGUUUAUUCUGUGCCUUUUUUCCCAGGCCUCUGCUCCUGGGAAGGCUUGGGGAACACGCCUUCUGUCGUAACAGCAGAACCAUUUGGCCUUAAUCCUGCAUGGGGGCGCUGGUGUGGUCCUCUCAGAGGGUCAGCCUGGGUCUAGACUUGUGCCAGGAAAUGACUCAGUCGUGUUGGAGGCCAUCUGCAUCUGGCAGAUGCUUGGUGGACCUGUCGGCUGAAAGGCAGAGCCACUUGCCCCUCGAGGUCACGGAGCACCUGCUCCCCCAUGCCCUGGGAGGGGCUGCCAGGCUGCUGGCAAUGGCAGCCAUCUCCAUGGUGCACCAGCCCCUGAAUCACGAGCUUGGUUCAUGCAGGCGAGUGAAGAGAUGUCGUGACAGAAGGGCGACUUCCUAAAAGGAAUGUGAGCAGGUGCACAAGUCCAGGCCCUGUGCAGGCUUCCCGGGUGAAGAAUGUCUGGGGCGGUUCUUGGGGGCCAGGGAGGGCCUUUGCACUCCCUGCAGCAUCCCCAGGCUCUCCAGUGUUCACGGGCACCGGGCUUUAGUCAGAGUACACUGUUCCCUGCAAGACAUGCAGCCCUGUCUGCGGAGGGAGCCGUCCUGGGUGUUGUCUGCCUAAGGCAGUGCAGCCACCAGCCCCUCCCCUGGCACAGCCCUCCCUCCGGCUAUGUGCUCAGGAGCCCCCAGCCCACCUCACACACAUCACAAGGCUCCAUGCUCUGGGAAUCUGGCUUUUAGCAAACUUGGCAUCUUCUAGGAACAAUAGCAAGUGCGCUUGCCUAUGAAUGGCUCGCGUUCCCAUGAGGCUGAGCAUCUCUGGUGUGUUCUGCUUUCGCUGAGGUGUGAUCAGGACACUUUCACAGUCACUUUGCUUUGCUUCCCUUCCAUGGACCUGUGAGCGCCUCACUUCUGCAGGUGGGUCCAAAUGCUUCUCACCUUUCUCCAAGAAAAAACCUGGUUGAAAAACUUUAAUUUUAAACCUUCACAUUUUAUUACACCAGAGGGGUAGUGGCUCUGGUUCUGAUUUGUAGCUGGCAGUUCUUUAAAAUCAGCCAGAAGGUGCUUGCAGGAAGCCCCAUCUACAUGGCCCCCAGUGGCCACGUGGACAGCCUCGGGGUGGGGUAGCAGAGCACUGUGCCUGGCACAGUUUGUGGGGGGACCUGGUGCAGCUCAGUUUGCCGUGGCUCCUACUGGAGGCCUGAAAAGCCAAACCACAGUGCAGGCAGCGCUGGGCAGACAAAGAUGUGGUACCUCAGUCCUGCCUGCGGAUGGUGGAGGCCCUGUCUUCUCAGAGCAAGUCUAGAGGAAGAGGAAGGUAGUUGAGAGCAUGUGGCCAACACAUGUCAGUGCCUGUCCCCCAGAAAAACAGGGUGGGGGUUCUGGUACCUGGUGUGGUCAUACCAGGGGUGGGACAG
Molecule: messenger RNA, 3597 nt
Organism: Octodon degus (degu)
Lineage: Eukaryota; Metazoa; Chordata; Mammalia; Rodentia; Octodontidae
Gene: Fam53b
Product: family with sequence similarity 53 member B
Exons: 5
Coding region: 516-1796 (426 amino acids)
Biological process (GO): protein import into nucleus; positive regulation of canonical Wnt signaling pathway
Cellular component (GO): nucleus
Source: RefSeq, a predicted model, not a curated record